Diospyros lotus (date-plum) is the source of this 1854-nucleotide messenger RNA. RefSeq lists its product as uncharacterized. Lineage: Eukaryota; Viridiplantae; Streptophyta; Magnoliopsida; Ericales; Ebenaceae. The coding region runs from base 121 to 1479 and encodes 452 amino acids. Gene Ontology annotation, biological process: receptor recycling; endosome organization; retrograde transport, endosome to Golgi. The record is from RefSeq and is a predicted model, not a curated record. The transcript has 10 exons. Gene Ontology annotation, cellular component: recycling endosome; trans-Golgi network; early endosome.
GAACAACAGUGCCACCUGCAAGUCCAUGAAACCUAACAGCCCGAAGGCUAAAACCCCUCUUUCUUCAAACAUAUCAGUUCUUCUUCUUCUUCUUCGGUGUGAUCUGCUCGUUCGUCUACCAUGGCUUCCAAUGGAGCUCAUUCCAGAGAAGGUGGGGAUGCAGGGACGAAUGACUUGGACAAGAUCAAACGUCAAUUGGCUUCCGGUUCCGGCAGGAAUAUCUUGCAGGGUCCUCUUCUUAAGCGAUCCGAAACGCUGAAGAAAUGGAACGAGAGGUGGGUGAUCUUAGAUCCAACAACAGGAAAAAUGGAAUAUAAGAUUAGAAGAAAUGAGCCAACUGUCAAGGGAACCAUUAUAUUUGACGCAAAUAGCACGAUAGCAAUAUCUCCUUUGAACUUCCAUGGGCUACCAAAGUAUGAUCGCUGCUGUUUCUAUAUCGGGACACCCCAGAAAAAAGAGUAUUUCCUCUGUGCAGAAACUCCAGGCGCUGCUCGAGCUUGGGUGUCAACUUUACAUGCCACACAGUUGGUUUUAAAGGCACAUAAAGAGGCUGUGAAUUCCUUAGGUGGGAAUGGUUCUGCAAAGCUAGGAACCAUUGCUACUGUAGUUGCUGCUGCCAAUUCUAGAUCGAUGGAAGCUUCUAAAGAAAUUGAGGCAGCUAUGCAGAUAGCCAUGAGGAAUGCUCUAGGAGCAAUGACGAAUAGACCAACUGAUCUUCCUCCGAUGGAUGAUCUCACAAUCAUGAUGGAGACUUUAAGAGUUAAAGACGAAGAGCUACAACAUUUGGCUAGGGAUCUUCGUGCUCGGGAUUCAACAAUAAAAGAGAUUGCUGAAAAACUAUCUGAAACUGCUGAAGCUGCUGAGGCUGCAGCUUCUGCUGCUCGUACAAUGGAUGAACAAAGGAAAAUUGCUUUUGCUGAGAUUGAACGCUUAACCCAAGAUUCACAAAAGCAGUUCAACUCGUCGAUAUUGAAGCUAAGAGAGUCUGAACAAAAAGUUGGAAUUCUAAAUAAAGAAAGAGAUCAACUAAUUAAGCAGAGAGACUCUGCACUUCAGGAAGCACAUUUGUGGCGUUCUGAGCUUGGAAAAGCUAGAGAGCGUGCUCUGAUAUUGGAAGGAGCUGUUGUUAGGGCUGAGGAGAAGGUCAGGGUUGUGGAGGCAGAUGCCCACACUCGAAUAAAGGACUCAGCAGAAAGGGAGGCUGCAGCCAUAAAGGAGAAACAAGAGCUUCUUGCAUAUGUGAAUGUGCUACAAGCCCAACUUCAAAGGGAGAGUGUAGUCCACUUGGCAGUGGAUCAGGCUAAUGUGGGCCCAAUUGGAGAUGGUGAAUGGAGUGAUAUUCAAACAACGGAAGCAAGGAUAGCUGAAGUCAGGGAAGUUGGUCCUGAUACAGAAGGGAGAAGCUUGGAUAUAACUGUGGUUACUGUACCAGUUAGUGGCCACCAAGAGCCAGAAGCAAAUUCUGCCCAUCAGUCUUAAUAUUUUCAUCUCUUCCAUGAGCAUAUAUAUAUUCAGUGGCAUCACAUGCCAUUAGGGAUAAGUUACAAGAGGAGAUUUGAACCAUCUUCAUGCGCCUUUAGUUCAAUAUCUGAUGCUGCAGUCAUUAUUAAGCUAUCUGCAUGUUGAUGGUUUCUGUAUAGCUAAAAUCUUGACAUUCUCACUGAACGGGUCUUUGUCUUUUGGCCUUUCUGUAUGUGUCUUUCUAUUAGCAUCAAAACUUUUAGCAGUCUACUCUUUUCACAUUUUUGAUUGUAUUAUUUAUGACUUGAUUAUAGGUAUAUAGCCGGCGGGAAAGUUGUAUUGUGAUACACUACAGUACUCAAUAGUUUGAAAUAUAUGAUCUUUCACUUGAUA